CGACUACCGCGCCAUGCAGGUUGUCUCUUGAAGCACACAUGCGUCCUGUGGGUGUGGCAAUGUGGAGCUGAUGUUGCCGCUGCCGCUGCCGCCGUUCCCUUCCAGAAUGUGUCGCGCCUGACAAAAUGAGCGUGACUUCGUGGUUCCUGGUGAGCAGCUCCGGCACACGUCACCGCCUCCCCAAGGAGAUGAUUUUCGUGGGCCGGGAGGACUGCGAGCUCAUGCUGCAGUCUCGCAGCGUGGACAAGCAGCACGCCGUUAUCAACUACAACAGCACUACGGACCAACACCUGGUCAAGGACUUGGGCAGCUUGAACGGGACCUUCGUCAACGACCUGAGGAUUCCCGACCAGACAUACAUGACCUUGAAAGUGUCCGACAUCCUACGCUUUGGAUAUGAUUCUCACGUCUACGUUCUGGAGAAAAGUCAACACAGAGUCCCUGAAGAGGCUCUGAAGCAUGAGAAGUACACCAGCCAACUGCAGAUCAGCCUGAAGGCGUCUCAGGGCAAGAAGGCGGAGUUAGAGAAGAACCCCAGUAACAAGAAUUUAACACAAGAGGUUCCGGCUCCACAGCCCACGCCGCUGUACGGGCAGCCGUCUUGGUGGGGAGAGGAGGAUUGCGGGAGUCGGGCGGAUGGCAGAUAUGAACCUCAGAAGGAAGACCCUCACAGGGACCACCCUCGUCCAGAAGCGGCAAGAGAAGUUCUGCCCGUGGAUUUGGAUUUCCCCGGGUGCCUUUCCAGUCCUCAAAAGAAGAGCGUAUUCCCGCCGUACCAGCGCGAGUCCAGCUACUUUGAAAUUCCCACCAAGGACUUGCAGCUCGCCAAGGCCGUCGAGGCGGAGCUACAAGAGAUCCCCACCAAGGACACGCCCCCCGCCGAGACCCCUCCCGCCGUCCAGAGCCACGCCUCCUUCACCAUCGAGUUUGACGAUUGCACGCCGGGCAAGAUCAAAAUCAAAGACCACGUGACCAAGUUCUCCUCCCGCCACAAAAAGACUCCACCCCCUGCCAAGGCGGCGGACGUGAUGUCAUCGCAAAGCAAAGUGGCCGAUUGGCUGGUUCACAGCGACGUCAGCAUGAUGAGGAAGCGACCCACCUGCGAUGACGUUUACAGCACCAAGAGCGACCUCGCCAUUAACAUCAAGUCGCUGAAAGGUCAUCACCAUGACGACGGAACUCAGAGCGACUCUGAGGACCCGGGGACCAAAGGACGGAGGAGUAAAUCCCAGCACUGCGAAACCUGGGUUCACCCCGACGCCACCGCCCCGGCUACCCCCGUCGCACCGGAGAGCCCCCCUCGGCCCAGAUCCCCCGUCACGGACCCAUCCAAGCAGGGCGCCCCCGAGCGCCUGAUCCAGCAGGCCUUUGUCAUCGAGUUCUUUGACGACAACCCUCGCAAGAAGCGUUCGCAGUCCUUCACUCACAACCCCGCCCACGCUGACUCCUACUCCGCCCUCAAGACCAAACUGGAGCGGCGCAAAGGCGGCGAGCGUCCAGCCUCCGUUCACGGCAACGUGGUCCCGACCCAGCAGGUCACGGUGCCGCUCAGAGGUCCCGGUGGCCACGCGCUACCGCAGAGAUCCAGCUCGCUCAAGCGGGAACAAGCAGACGCGGAAACCUCUCGCUCCACUUCGGCCAUCUUUGUUCGUCCUUUCGGCAGCGUGGGAAAGAAGUCCAAACUGGCUCAAGACUUUGCUCAGGAGUUUGCCGCGGAGUUCCUGAAGGAUUCUCGUCCGGACUCGAUCCCAACCAAAGAGCAAAUCCCGCCUCCGCCCAUGUCAGCGCCACCGGUGAUGGUGGCGCCUCCUCCGUCGCUGGAACCUUCAGCCUCGUCCAUGACGGCUCCGCCUCCUUCCCAUCCUCCGCCGCUGCCGCCGCCCCUGAGUUUUCCCGGAGGAGACCCCAAAGGAUGCCAAAGGCUGCUGAGGAACGAGGAGGAAGACAGCGUGAGCGAGGCCGGCACCUACACCAUCGACACCGACGCUCACGACCAGGAAGUGGAAGACGCUCGCAACAUGAUCGACCAGGUAUUCGGGGUCCUGGACUCUCCGGAGUACGCUGGGCUGAGCCCGGGAACGCCGAGGCCCGUCAUAGACGAAUGCCAGGAUGAGCAUGCUAACGUCGCUAGCUGUUGCAUGAUGUUGCAUGACUUUGGUCUGGUUGCUCGCAGUUCCUCCGCAGCAGGCUCCUUACAGACUCCAGAAGGACCAAAGUGGGUUUCCCGUUGGGCCAGCCUAGCAGACAGCUGCGCCGCGCCUGGUUCCACACCACCUCAAGAAGACUCGCAGGUGACACUCCAGCUUAGCGAAGGUCGCGGCCACGAGCACUCCGAGUCGGAGUCCAGCCACAGCUCCAGGACCAGAAGGCUUCUGCCUCAGGUUCCCCCGGAAAAAGCGGACGGUGCCCUACCCAGUCUCCUCGUACGUCACGAAGACCAAGACGGCGCCGACAGAGCUCCUCGUUCUCCUCGACAGCAACAGGACUCCACUCAGUGGCUGUCAGUUGGGGAGGGAGUGGACCAAGACAGUCUGAGUGAUGUCAGCCAGUUGGAGGACGGACCUAUUUCCAAACAAGGAAAGGGCCAUCAAGCUCCUUUGAAAUCUUCCGCUCCUUGCAGGGGUUCCCAGAAAUCCUCCACCAAAUCCACCAUCUUCUACAUCGGCUCGGAAGAAAAUUCGAGCAAGCCUGAAGCAGCUCGAUUCUCAGCCCAGUUUCAGAAGAGCCCAGACACCAAAACUCCCCCGACCACCGUCUUGAUCCGACACCUGGGCAGCCACGAGCCGCGGCGGGGAACCAUCAAACCAAACAGCUCGGCACCAAACCUCCAAACGCAGAACAAAGAUUGCGUCCCGACAAAAGACAACUCGUCCCUCGUUCGGCAAGAAAGUUUCACCAAAGCCGGGCCCAGUGAAAAUGUCCAAGUCAAGAAGCUUCCUCACAUCGCCAGUCACCCGUCCAUCAGAGACUUGGAGGAGAGGACGGAGAAGCUUCUGGACGGGGAGUCCUUCCUCCUGGACGCCGCCAAGUUCCCGUCAUCCGGUUCAGGACAGAGCUCCAAGAAAGGCGGCUCGUCCAGCCACGUGGACGAUUCCUUUUCCGGAGAGUCCGACGUGGACACGGCGAGCACCGUGAGCCAGGUGAGCAGCAAGAACUUAUCGGUCACUUCCGCUUCUAAAAAACGUCCCAACGCGAGUCUCCAAAAGGACAAGACGUCCUCCGUUCAGCAGAAGGGACGCCAGCUCUCGGCUCGCGAGCGACUUUCCGAGAAACGCCGACACCAGGCCGGCGUUCCUGCGCCUGCAAACAAGGCGGAGGCCACCAAGCGCUUUCAGAUGCGCCGCAGCGCCGGCACUCGCGGCUCAUUGGAUCUCGCCUCUGAGGCCCAGCAGGCGUCCGGAACCGCAUUUUCUGAUCAAGAAACCAGCCGCGGUAAAAAGAUGGUCCCGGACAACGCUAAGACACCAAACGUUCAAGUUCUGACUCGCUCAAACAGCUUGUCCGCACCGCGUCCCACGCGGGCGUCCAUGUUGCGUCGAGCCCGCCUGGGAGAAACUUCGGAUAACGAAGGCGCCGAAACCGACCGGGCCUCCCAAACCUCUGACCACGGCGCGAAAGCCGUGCCAGAAACGAAGAAACUAUCCAGGCUGGACAUCUUGGCACUGCCCAGGAAAAGGACGGGUUCUUUCACGACGCCCAGCGAUACCGAGACCCCGUCCUCGGCCGGACGCUCCGCUUUCUCCAACCGUAACGUCGAUCCGGUCCUCGUCGCCAGGAAGUCCUCGCAGGGCGAUGCCCGACAAACGGCCAGCAGAGCUCCGGGGAAGAAUACGCUGAGCCGCACCCGCUCCAGUGGAGCCAAGUACCCCAACAGCGGUGUCCAUCCCAAGCACAAAAACUCCGACUUUUCUUCUUCAUCGGACGAAGACUACAAAACUAGCGCUAACGCUACCAAAGCUAAACGCGCCGCGCAACCUCCUCGGAGCAACAGGACGCCCGCCAGCCGCUCCAAGUCCGUCUCCCUGGAGACGGAGGAGGAUGAGGACCGGAGCGACCCGUACCAGAACUGGUCCACGCACAGCGCCGAAAUUGCCAAGCUCAGUCACGACUUGGCCAAAGACUUGGCCAUCUUGGCCCGAGAAAUCCACGACGUCGCCGGAGACGGUGACUGCCCCGCCGCCGCCGCCGCCGCCACCGCCGUCUCCACCGUUCCCGGCGACGUGCUCGACACGUCAGCCUCGGCCGAGGAGGUGGGCGCAAAACCACACCAACCGCCGAGCGAUGAUUUGGUCCGGAACCUUGCCGGCUCCCGACUGGAUGCAAACAUGAAUCGAGCCCAGUGGGACUGUGGCGAGGACACGCAGCAGCUGAGUCCGCUGCGGGAUCUGUCGCACGCCAUCAGGGACAACACGGAUCAGCUGGCCGCCAAGCUCAAGCUGAUGUUCCACAACAAAGAGGACGUGUGGGAGGAGAUUGACAAGAAGAUCAAGGCGGACGGAGAACCUCCGGGUCUGGAGACGUCCAAUCAGGAGAUCUCGACUAUCGUCACGGAACUCAGAAGAGUCCAAAGGCAGCUGGAAGUCAUCAACUGGGUCGUGGAUCCACCCGGGAGUCUUCAGCCCGCCGAACCAAAUCCUCGGCCCGCCUCCAAGGAAAAGAAAGGCCGCGGCGGCAGCGGCGACAGCAAACAAAACGGCAUGGCUCCGAAAACGCGGCGUCACGUGCUGUGAAAAGGCCGUGUUCCUAAUAUUGCGCACAAUCCCCUUCAUCCAAAAGUAGCAAGAGGAAUGUUCUGGCAACGGGGUCCUCCGCGCCCCCUUGUGUCUUUGUGUGGAAGUACGCCGAUUGUAUCUGUGGCGGUGAGCCAUCGUUUAUUUGAAGUGACAAAAAAACGCUUUCGUUUACCAAAAAAAAAAAAAAAAAACGCUUUCUCAUUUGGUGUCAAUGUCGUCGCUACGGCGACAUCCACGCUUUGUUAGCGGGGACUUGGCAUCCAUCCGGGCCACGCCCCCUAGUUGCCCAUGGCUACGCUCACGUGAUGUGCCGCUUGAAUGCUGUGACGUCAGAAUGAAAUUAAAAGAAUGUUCUUCAAUGUCAUUUAUUAGAAUU
Messenger RNA from Syngnathus typhle (broad-nosed pipefish), 5109 nucleotides. It is a transcript of the gene cep170bb, whose product is annotated as centrosomal protein 170Bb. Gene Ontology annotation, molecular function: protein binding. Bases 126 to 4730 code for a protein of 1534 amino acids. Lineage: Eukaryota; Metazoa; Chordata; Actinopteri; Syngnathiformes; Syngnathidae. The transcript has 17 exons. The record is from RefSeq and is a predicted model, not a curated record.